Columba livia (rock pigeon) is the source of this 486-nucleotide messenger RNA. RefSeq lists its product as uncharacterized. The transcript has a single exon. The record is from RefSeq and is a predicted model, not a curated record. NCBI's taxonomy places the organism in Eukaryota, Metazoa, Chordata, Aves, Columbiformes, Columbidae. The annotation marks the transcript as partial.
GAACAAAGAAAGAAAGAAGAAAGAAAGAAGAAAGAAAGAAGAAAGAAAGAAAAAAUAAAGAAAGAACAAAGAAAGAAAGAAGAAAGAAAGAAGAAAGAAAGAAGAAAGAAAGAAGAAAGAAGGAAGAAAGAAAGAAAGAACGAAGAAAGAAGAAAGAAGGAAAGAAGAAAGAAAGAAGAAAUAAAGAAAGAAAGAAGUAAGAAAGAAGAAAGAAAGAAGUAAGAAAGAAGAAAGAAAGAAGAAAGAAAGAAGAAAGAAAGAAGAAAGAAAGAAGAAAGAAAGAAAAAAGAAAGAAAGAAGAAAGAAAGAAAGAAGAAAGAAAGAAAGAAGAAUGAAAGAAAGAAAAAAGAAAGAAAGAAGAAAGAAAGAAAGAAGAAAGAAAGAAGAAAGAAAGAAGAAAGAAAGAAAGAAAGAAGAAAGAAAGAAGAAAGAAGGAAGAAAGAAAGAACGAAGAAAGAAGAAAGAAAGAAAGAAGAAAGAAAGAAG